UAACGCUAGAUACCAGGUAGAUCCAAGCUAAAUAUGAAAGUUGUGCUCUUAACGUGCGUGGUAAUUUUGGCUGCGUUCCACAUGGUUCGUGCUGAACCAGUUGGAAAAUGUCCCGGAAAGAACCAGAAAGCAGUUGACUUUCUUGUCGAUUCCAAUGACUGCAAGAUUUUUUACAAAUGUUCUUGGGGAACACCGAUAAUAUUCUAUUGUCCCGGUGGAUUACAUUUCAACAAAGAUUUGAACAUUUGUGAUUGGCCACAUCAAGCUGGAUGUGAAGGAGGUAAUAACGGAGGAAGCAACGAAGAUAUUGGAGGAGGUUCAAACUCUAGUUCAAGUGAAGAAUCCGCAGAAACACCAAAACCUGAACCAGAGCCGGAACCAGAACCCGAACCUGAAAAUCCCAGCGAGGAAAGUAAGAGUUCUGAAAGCAAUUCCCAAGAAUUAUCUGAAGAAAAACCAGAACCUGAGCCAGAACCAGAACCCGAACCGGAAAGACCCAGCGAAGAAAGCAAAAGCUCUGAAAGCAAUUCAGAAGAAUCAUCUGCAGAAACACCAAAACCUGAACCAGAGCCGGAACCAGAACCUGAACCUGAAAAUCCCAGCGAAGAAAGUAAGAGCUCUGAAAGCAAUUCCCAAGAAUCAUCUGCAGAAACACCAAAACCUGAACCAGAACCAGAACCCGAACCUGAACGACCCAGCGAAGAAAGCAAAAGCUCUGAAAGCAAUUCCGAAGAAUCAUCAGCAGAAACACCAAAACCUGAACCAGAGCCGGAACCAGAACCCGAACCUGAAUUACCCAGCGAAGAAAGCAAGAGCUCUGAAAGCAAUUCCCAAGAAUCAUCUGAAGAACAACCAGAACCUGAGCCAGAACCAGAACCUGAACCUGAAAGACCCAGCGAAGAAAGUAAGAGCUCUGAAAGUAGUUCUCAGGAGUCAUCUGAAGAGAAACCAAAACCUGAACCUGAGCCAGAACCAGAACCUGAAAACCCCAGCGAAGAAAGUAAGAGUUCUGAAAGCAGUUCUCAGGAAUCAUCUGAAGAAAAACCAGAACCUGAGCCAGAACCAGAACCCGAACCUGAAAGACCCAGCGAAGAAAGUAAGAGCUCUGAAAGCAGUUCUCAGGAAUCAUCUGAAGAAAAACCAAAACCUGAACCUGAGCCAGAACCAGAACCUGAAAACCCCAGCGAAGAAAGUAAUAGUUCGGAAAGCAAUUCCCAAGAAUCAUCUGAAGAAAAACCAAAACCUGAACCUGAGCCAGAACCAGAACCUGAAACCCCCAGCGAAGAAAGUAAGAGUUCUGAAAGCAGUUCUCAGGAAUCAUCUGAAGAAAAACCAGAACCUGAGCCAGAACCAGAACCCGAACCUGAAAGACCCAGCGAAGAAAGUAAGAGCUCUGAAAGCAGUUCUCAGGAAUCAUCUGAAGAAAAACCAAAACCUGAACCUGAGCCAGAACCAGAACCUGAAAACCCCAGCGAAGAAAGUAAUAGUUCGGAAAGCAAUUCCCAAGAAUCAUCUGAAGAAAAACCAAAACCUGAACCUGAGCCAGAACCAGAACCUGAAACCCCCAGCGAAGAAAGUAAGAGUUCUGAAAGCAGUUCUCAGGAAUCAUCUGAAGAAAAACCAAAACCUGAACCUGAGCCAGAACCAGAACCUGAAACCCCCAGCGAAGAAAGUAAGAGUUCUGAAAGCAGUUCUCAAGAAUCAUCUGAAGAGAAACCAGAACCUGAGCCGGAACCAGAACCCGAACCUGAAAGACCCAGCGAAGAAAGUAAGAGCUCUGAAAGCAGUUCUCAGGAAUCAUCUGAAGAAAAACCAAAACCCGAAUCUGAAAAAUCUAGCGAAGAAAGCAACAGUUCCGAAAGUGGAAGUUCUGGAAGUUNGAACCUGAGCCGGAACCAGAACCCGAACCUGAAAGACCCAGCGAAGAAAGUAAGAGCUCUGAAAGCAGUUCUCAGGAAUCAUCUGAAGAAAAACCAAAACCCGAAUCUGAAAAAUCUAGCGAAGAAAGCAACAGUUCCGAAAGUGGAAGUUCUGGAAGUUCCGAUGAAUCUAAAUCAAGCAAAUCAAGUGAAGAAAAUUCCAACUCCAGCUCUGAUGAAAGCUUCCGUUUCUUACCCAAAUUCUUACGAUUUCUUUGACUCUUUAAGCACAAAUUUAAUGUGA
Molecule: messenger RNA, 2163 nt
Organism: Onthophagus taurus
Lineage: Eukaryota; Metazoa; Arthropoda; Insecta; Coleoptera; Scarabaeidae
Product: cell surface glycoprotein 1-like
Cellular component (GO): extracellular region
Molecular function (GO): chitin binding
Source: RefSeq, a predicted model, not a curated record